Molecule: messenger RNA, 2022 nt
Organism: Eremothecium cymbalariae DBVPG#7215
Lineage: Eukaryota; Fungi; Ascomycota; Saccharomycetes; Saccharomycetales; Saccharomycetaceae
Gene: IFM1
Product: translation initiation factor 2
Exons: 1
Coding region: 1-2022 (673 amino acids)
Biological process (GO): translational initiation
Molecular function (GO): GTPase activity; GTP binding; translation initiation factor activity
Source: RefSeq, a predicted model, not a curated record
AUGUUAAAUUUUUGUCCUACUGCAGUGAUGGGGCCCCGCCUGCUAGCUAGCUCUUUGAGAUCAAGCAUAUGGUUUAAAUGUCCCGUAAGGGCCUAUUCCAAGGGUAAAUUCGUCUCAUCGAAAAAUAAGAAGAAUAAAAUGCAGACGUUAAAACCGUUAAACUUUGUCAUUCCAAACUAUACGUCUGUAAACAAUUUAGCCAACAUGCUUAAUAUUAAAUUGGACAAAUUAGUGAAGGACUUGAAAGAUCUGGGUUUUACGAAUGCCAGGACUGACUUCAUUCUCUCUAAAGAUUAUAUUCAAUUAAUUCUGCAGGAAUAUAAUUAUGACGUUCCAUCUUCUUCGGGGAGUAGUACUAAUUCUGGGAAUGUUUAUAAUGCGUUAAAGGUAUCUUUGAACCCCAGGAAUCUAGCAGAAAGACCGCCGGUAGUAACAAUUAUGGGCCAUGUCGAUCAUGGUAAAACAACAAUAUUAGAUUACUUGCGUAACUCUUCUUUAGUUGAUAAGGAAAGUGGUGGUAUUACUCAACAUAUAGGGGCUUUUCAGGUUGUAACACCCGUUUCAAAGCGCAAGAUCACAUUUUUAGAUACUCCUGGGCAUGCAGCUUUUCUUAAAAUGAGACAACGUGGUGCUAAUAUUACAGACAUUAUUGUGUUGGUCAUCUCUGUAGAAGAUUCAAUCAUGCCUCAGACUAUUGAAGCUAUUAAGCAUGUUAAAAAAUCGGGUAACGAGCUGAUCGUUGCAAUUACCAAGAUAGACAAGUUGAGUUCACAGAAGAAGAAAGAUGAAGCUAUCACCCGGGUUACAAAUGAUUUAUUAAGCCAUGAAAUUGAGGUUGAGAGCAUAGGUGGUUCUGUUCAAGUUGUAUCGGUGAGUGGUAAGACUGGUGAAAACAUGGAUCUGUUGGAGGAAUGUAUCAUUGCUUUGAGUGACUCGAUGGAUUUAAAAGCUGAAUAUGGUAGAAGUACGAUGAUAGAAGGAUGGAUCUUGGAGAGUGAAGUUCAGAAAGCUCUUGGAAAUGUUGCCACGGUCCUGAUCAGGAAGGGUGAGUUGCAAAAAGGCAACAUAUUAAUAUGCGGAAAUACUUAUUGUAAAGUUAGAGCAAUUUUGGAUGAGCAUCGGAAUCCUAUUCAAAAUGCUUGUCCUGCCCAAGCCGUUAAGGUCAGUGGAUGGAAGGAACUUCCAAGUGCUGGAGACGAAGUAAUUCAAGUUUCAACUGAAGCAACUGCAAAAAAGUUUGUAACUAAGAGACUGAAUUUGGUAAAACUAGAAAAAGAAGCUACUACGGUUGAAAAAUUGAAUAACGAACGGACACAAACCAAAGAAUUGGCGGAAAAAAACAAUUACGAUGAUAAGGAGAGAGGCGAAGUAGAUUCUCCGGAAUGUAAGGGCCCCACGAAGGUUAAUUUCAUUCUUAAGGCAGACGUUUCAGGUUCGGUUGAGGCUAUUCGUGAAAGUAUAGGGCAUUUAGGAAAUGAAGAAGUUGUUUGUAAUAUAGUGGAUUCAUCAGUAGGAAUGCCUACAGAAAGUGACUUAAGAUUGGCUCGUGUGUCGAAUAGCAUUAUCCUCUGUUUCAGUUUGGGCAAUCUACCAAAUGAUGUUCUGAACAAUAAAGAAAAAGUGGAAGUGCGCCAAUUUGAUGUCAUCUACAAGUUAAUUGAAAGUGUUACCGAAACUUUAAUUGAAAACAUGAUGCCAAUAUACGAUUGUAAACAGAUUGCUACCGCAGAAGUGCGUGAAAUUUUCAACUUCUGUUUAAAGCAGAAAAGCAUUCGUAUUGCUGGGUGCAAAGUUACUAACGGAAAGAUUUCAAGAAAUUCUCUUGUAAAGGUACUUCGUGGAGCUGAAGACGAAGUCAUUUUUGAUGGUAAACUGGCGACCCUACGGCAAGGUAAAGAAAGCCCUGCAGAAGUAACCAAAGGUAAAGAAUGCGGCAUAACUUUUGAAAAUAAUUUUGAAGGUUAUGAACCUGGUGAUAAAAUAAUAGCUUAUGAGAAAAUCAAAGUCCAAAGAUAUCUGUGA